CGGAGGUGCUGUGGAGGGAGUCCGGGCUCGAAAAGCUGCAUACUCGCAUCCCCUGGCGUUACAUCGGCACGGCGCGCGGCGUGUUCCGACAGCUGCCAGGAACCUCAAGCAACAAGCUGUACAACCCGCCCCAACGACCAUGGUAUCUGCGUGCGAUGAGUAAUCCAGGUAAGCUGACGAUAUCAGCGCCCUACAGAGACGCCCUCGCUGCUGACGUUGGUUACGUCGUCACUCUCAGUCACACAAUAGUCCAGCCAGCCAAGUCUCGAGGCAACACAGGUGUCGCCACUGUCAGUGCUGUAAUGGGAGCGGACUACACACUCUCUCACUUCUACAGUCUGCUGGCCAUGAAUGACGCUUGCAAUGGCAAGUCAGCAAUCGCCAAAAAAUAUGAUACAAGGUUAGCAGUUUGGAGUAACGUAGGGCCAACAAUAUCAGACAUACAUGGUGAUUGUUACGGAUGCAGGCAUGAAUGCAGUGAUAGCCAAGUUAGGGCUGAUGAGUUUGAUCUUGAUCUUGAUAGGAUACAUCGACAGUAA
This is a messenger RNA of Priapulus caudatus, 539 nucleotides long. RefSeq names its product VWFA and cache domain-containing protein 1-like. NCBI's taxonomy places the organism in Eukaryota, Metazoa, Priapulida, Priapulimorpha, Priapulimorphida, Priapulidae. Gene Ontology annotation, molecular function: voltage-gated calcium channel activity. The record is from RefSeq and is a predicted model, not a curated record. Gene Ontology annotation, cellular component: voltage-gated calcium channel complex.